AGUGCGAUGCCUCCAGUACACUUCUUGCCACGAUGGUCGCAGCACGUACGCUCUCGCUUCUUUUAGCCGCUUCGGUCGCUGUUUCGCUCGUGAGCGGCGCGGUGCCUAACCAUGUGCGCGUGCGCAGACAACUUGCGGAUGAUAACUCCUUGCAGCCAAUUGAUGACUCGGAAGGCGAGCAGCAGACCAGAGACAAAAGGAAGUUCGAGGCGGUGGCACAGUCUAAGUUCGGCAUCAAAAACGCCAUCCUGGGCCUUGUUUUUGGAGGCAUCAACUCACUGAUCGACGCGAAGACAAGACUGGUGGACAAUUUGGACAAGAAAAAUAUUGAAAUAAACAAGCAAUACGGCAUUGAGACGCCACAAAACGGAGUUGGAGGUCUCGUUGGUGCCAUUGGACAAGCUAUCCAACCUAAGCUACAGUUGAUAGGACCCAAGAUCCAAACUGUGACGUCACUGCUCGGUGGUGCUUCUGGAGCGUCAAGUGGACAAGGUGGGGGCGCCAGCGGUGGUGUGGGCUCGUUCGUCAAUCUUCUAACGUCUCUCGCAGGCUCGUCGUCAGGUUCUUCAUCAGGCGGGGCCAAUGCUGGAGGAACUGUUGAAACUGUCGACUCCUCAGAGGAGGAUAGCUCGUGAUCACUCAAAUCCUUUAAUUACACUACAGCACUCGAUAUCGAUGUAACCUUUUCCCUUCACUAUACAUAAAUUAUGUAUAAAAUAAGUUUUAAUUUGAGAGUGCUAGGAGUAACCGAAUUACAAACUGAGACUAACAUUGUUUCGAAAGGUUUACUUGCCAUACUGUAUUGGUAUUUAAUUGCAUAUUACAUAUUUCGAAACAAUUAUAGUCCUUAUUGCAACCUUUUUGAGUAUCUUUCAAAAGAUUCGCCUAUAUUCGGUUCGCAAUCAUCGUUUCGGUAAGGUGGUAUUAGUCAUAUUAUAAAGUUGUCUAUACACACUACGAUUUAACACCCGAUUGGCCAGGCCAACAUGUAGGGUCAGAAGUGAGUCUCGACUGCAAUUUGCAAUGUCGGCUCGUCUGAUUAAUUAAUGUACAUGCCCAGUAAUAGUCAACUCGACAAAUCAGCCCGACUAAUCGAGUAUCAAAUCGUGUCGUGUGUAUUCUCGCUUUAAGUCUGUAUUAGGAUUGUUUCGUCGUAUUAAGGGUGUACAAUUCGACGUAAAAUUUAUCGAUAUCGAGUGUAAUAGUAUAUUUAUACAUACACUCCUUUUCCUAACCUAGUUAUUUCCUUACGCUGUACAGUUCAUGCGGCCAAUUGCACUCUCAUUUUUGUAUUUAUAUUGUAAAUAGUUUUAGGUGAACGCUGGUGAUAUUAAACGUUUCCUUCAAA
Messenger RNA from Galleria mellonella (greater wax moth), 1348 nucleotides. RefSeq lists its product as uncharacterized. Lineage: Eukaryota; Metazoa; Arthropoda; Insecta; Lepidoptera; Pyralidae. The coding region runs from base 33 to 635 and encodes 200 amino acids. The record is from RefSeq and is a predicted model, not a curated record. The transcript is spliced from 3 exons.